AUGGGUGAGCACAACAGAACCUCAGUGAUAGAAUUCAUCUUCCUGGGCCUCUCACAGGACCCACAGACCCAAGCCCUGCUCUUCUUCCUCUUUCUCCUCAUCUACCUGCUCACGGUGCUGGGAAAUCUGCUGAUCAUUAUGCUCAUCCACUCAGACCCCAGACUCCACACUCCCAUGUACUUCUUCCUUAGGAACCUGUCCUUUGCCGAUCUCUGCUUUUCUACCACCACAGUUCCCCAGGUGCUUGUCCACUUCCUAGUGAAGAAAAAGACCAUUUCUUUUGCUGGAUGUUCAACACAGAUUGUCGUGUUACUUCUGGUUGGAUGCACAGAGUGUGCACUCCUGGCAGUGAUGUCCUAUGACCGGUAUGUUGCUGUCUGCAAGCCUCUGCACUACCCCACCAUCAUGACACACUGGGUAUGUGUCCAGCUGGCUGCAGGGUCCUGGGCCAGUGGUGCAUUUGUGUCCAUGGUAGAUGCCACCUUUACUUUGCGUCUCCCUUACCAAGGAAGCAAUGUCAUUAACCACUUUUUCUGUGAACCUCCUGCCCUUCUGAAGCUGGCUUCAGCAGACACCUACAGCACAGAAAUGGCCAUCUUUGCAAUGGGUGUGAUAAUCCUCCUAGCUCCUGUCUCCCUCAUCCUCAUUUCCUAUUGGAACAUCAUCUCCACUGUGAUCCAGAUGCAGUCUGGGGAGGGGAGGCUAAAGGUUUUCUCCACCUGUGGUUCCCACCUCAUUGUUGUUGUCCUCUUCUAUGGCUCAGGAAUAUUUGCCUACAUGAGACCAAACUCCAAGAUAAUGAAUGAAAAAGAUAAAAUGAUUUCAGUGUUCUAUUCAGCAGUGACCCCCAUGCUGAAUCCUAUCAUUUAUAGCCUGAGGAACAAGGAUGUUAAAGGAGCUCUCAGGAGAAUAACUGUAAAAUAA
Chionomys nivalis (European snow vole) is the source of this 924-nucleotide messenger RNA. RefSeq names its product olfactory receptor 2D3-like. Gene Ontology annotation, biological process: G protein-coupled receptor signaling pathway. NCBI's taxonomy places the organism in Eukaryota, Metazoa, Chordata, Mammalia, Rodentia, Cricetidae. The transcript has a single exon. The record is from RefSeq and is a predicted model, not a curated record. Gene Ontology annotation, molecular function: G protein-coupled receptor activity; olfactory receptor activity. Gene Ontology annotation, cellular component: membrane. Bases 1 to 924 code for a protein of 307 amino acids.